Podarcis raffonei (Aeolian wall lizard) is the source of this 2328-nucleotide messenger RNA. RefSeq names its product coiled-coil domain containing 74B (gene CCDC74B). NCBI's taxonomy places the organism in Eukaryota, Metazoa, Chordata, Lepidosauria, Squamata, Lacertidae. The coding region runs from base 404 to 1537 and encodes 377 amino acids. The record is from RefSeq and is a predicted model, not a curated record. The transcript has 9 exons.
CUUUCGCUCCUCCGGCCACUGUGGUGCGAGCGAGCGAGCGCCCGUCGCCAUGGCGACAGAGGCGGCUGCGGGGGCGGGGAGCGGCGCGAGGCUGGUCGGAGGAGGCGGCGGGAAGGGACCCAGAGCCGCCGCCUAAUUCUCCUCAGGCGGCGGCGCUUCGGCCCUUCAGGUUUCCCGCCCGGGUAGGAGGAGGAGAAGCGAACGGGCCAACGACCUCCCGCUCUUGAGGCGGAAUGGGCAGCGCCUCCGCCUCAGAGGGAAAGCUCUUCUGAAGAGGAGGCGGCGGCGGCAGAAAUGCGCCUUAGCCCCGGCCCGGUUGCUUCUCGCACUCGAGCUGCUUGAGUCUGAGGCCUUUGCGCACCCGGCUCUUCCGUCGCUUUCCUUCCCGUCCCCGGCCUCGGCCAUGCAGAGCUCCGGUUUCCCUUCGCUGGGCCUCGCCCAGCAGCUCCACCAGCAGCACAACCUCCACCUGCCUCCCUGGUCGCGCUUCGGCGGGCAGCAGCCUCCGCCUUCGCAGCAGGAAAGGGCCGCGUCCCCGGCUCAGCCGUCGCCUUCGCACCCCGCUUCUCAACCUCACCCUCCUCGGCCCCCUCGGACUCCCAGCGCCGACGGCUGGAGGAGGGCAGCCACCGACCUGGAGCGCAGCCUCAAGUUCAUGCAGGCGCAGUACGCCGAGACCCUCCAGAAGCUCCACGAGGAGAUCGAUGUCCUCAAGAGGCAGAACAAGGAUCUUAAUUAUAAGCUCAUCAUGAACCCGAUACUUCAGAGGAAAGAUCACUCUUCCAGCAACUUGCCUAGUAAGUCACAGCCAGGAAGCAGUGCACCAGGGAAGACAAGUGCCGGCUUAAAGAUGGUGGCGCCAGCAGCAAAAGAAGAGCACAGAGAACAAGGUUCUGAGGAGCUGGAAAAGAAGCCAGUAAGUGGCGAGUUCAUGAUGGACGAGACGAGUGCAGAAGAAGAAAUUAUAGAAAAGGAAGUAGAUAGAGUAAUGUGGAAGGAAUUGGAGGACUUCAGGCCGGAGCAGGAGACGGUUCCAGAAGAGGCACCUCAUCCCAGAGAGGCAGAUGUUUGUGACAGGAUGACGUCCCCCAUCCCUUUUUCAUCUGGUCAAAGCAGGGCAGGAGAUGUGAAAAUCCCUGCUGCUUCUUCCAACCCCUUCUUGGUGACAGUGCUCCCUUCCUACAUGCGGAAGCCACCAACGCUGGAGGAGUGCGAAGUGGUCAUUCGGCAGUUGUGGAACAUCAACCACAUGCAGAUGCAGGAGCUGAUGUAUUUGCGAUCGUGCUUGGAAGAUAUCCACAAGACCAAAAGAAUUCCUGAGGACUACAUGCUAGCUGGUCAUGUUGGGAACCAAGAGGUCACACGGUUGCCCAAGGUGAAGAAUGGUCCUAAGAAAUGUAGGAUUCUCACACCACUGCCUGCUGCUGAAAGGGCUGUGCUGCCAGCACUGAAGCAAACACUAGGAAAUGCUUUUGCAGAGAGACAGAAGAGAACACAGGCUGUUCAGAGGAACAGGCUCCACCGGACAGCACUUUAGCAAACAGCUCCAUGUAGAGACAAAGAACAUCAUGAGGCAUCCACCCUCCUACCAGAUUCGCCUCCCACAAACAGCUCCAACUCACCCACUCUUCCUGGGUUGAGCCAACUGUCAAGAUGCCCUUCUUUCUUUCCUUAUGCACCAUCUACUCAGAUCCCAUCAGGCAAUUGCUCCUUACUCAGCUUUGGACACACUGGAGUUUGCUUGUAUGGUCGACUCGCAACUUAUGUGCAUGUAACUUGUGUGAGCUCAGCUUUAUGUGCCUGGCUGAUUUUUUGUUUUUAAGAGGCAGUCAUCAAGGGGGGGGGGGGUGGAUUGGAAGUAGGUGGGGACACUGGCAAUUGUGCCCACCAUCACACUCACCUUGGGAGAGCAUUUGGAUGUGCAGUUAAGAGAGUGAAAGUGGCCUUAGGCGCAUUCGGAGGUGCAUGGAAGUCUUCAGUGGUUUUUACAGGACAUUUUCCAGUUUUUAAAGGAUUGACUAUACAGUAUGUGAUUUUGCCUUUAUGUGCUACCACUGGAACUUAACUCUUGUGUAAGAUGCGAGUCGUUUGUUCUUGUAAAAGCAGAUUAGCGCUGUAGCUCUGUCAGCGCCAAGGCCCAUCUAGUCUGACAUCCUGUUCUCAUAGUGGCUAUCGGAUGUCUCUGGAAAGAGGACCAGAGUGCAACAGUUGCACUCUCCCUAUCUGUGAUUCCUUGCAACUGCUAUUCAAGGGCAUGACAAAUAGCUGUUGAUAGCUUCAUCCUCCAUGUAUUUGUCUAAUCCUCUAUUAAAACAAUGCAUAAUCUUA